AUGGGUAAUAAUCUUCUCCCCUUCAUCUUCCUCUCCCUGUCCCUUUUCCUCCCCAUUUCUGCUUCAAAUCUCCACAAAAUCAAGCGACUCACAACUGAUUUUCCCUCUGACCACACAUCCUCCAACGACCCUAUACCACCAACCGAAUACUUUGAGGUCACAAGACCCAUUGUACUCCCCAAAACAAAACCUUUUUCUCAUCACAUUCUCCACCACGACUUUGGCUUUACCUAUGGCCAACCCCCAGUUCUCGCCAACUACACCCCUCCCUCUCACUACCCCUUCAAAACAUUCUCCAAAAUCGUGCUUGAGUGGAAGGCCACUUGCCAAGGAAGACAAUUUGAUCGCAUUUUCGGUGUGUGGCUUGGUGGUGUUGAGCUUCUCAGAAGCUGCACUGCAGAGCCAAGAGCCACUGGCAUUGUUUGGAGUGUCCACAAGGACAUUACAAGGUACCAUUCUUUGUUGUUAAGUCCCCAAAACCAAACCUUUGCUGUUUUUCUCGGAAACGUGGUGGAUAAUACCUACACUGGGAUUUACCAUGUUGAUGUCACUAUUCACUUUUACCCUUUUGUGAAGAAGCGUUUUGAUGAUGUUUCUGACUCAAAUGUUGGAGCUUCAGCAUUUGGGGGUGAUGUCCCUGCUGAUUUGGUCCUGCCCAUUUCGAGAAACCUCCCACUGAAUGAUGGGCUGUGGUUUGUUAUUGACAAUUCCACUGAUGGGGGUUUGAAGGAGUUUAGGGUGCCCCAGAAUGCAUAUAGGGCUGUUUUGGAGGUGUAUGUUUCGUUUCAUGAGAGGGAUGAGUUUUGGUACACUAACCCUCCCGAGGAGUAUCUUAUUGCCAACAACCGGAGUGAUUUGCCUGGGGGUGGUUCUUUUCGGGAGGUUGUGGUUUCUCUUGAUGGGAAGGUUAUUGGUGCAGUUUGGCCUUUUACUGUGAUCUACACUGGAGGGGUUAACCCCCUCUUGUGGAGGCCUAUUACUGGAAUUGGCUCAUUUGAUCUUCCCUCCUAUGAUAUUGAGAUCACGCCACUCUUGGGGACCUUGUUGGAUGGGAAAAGCCAUUCGGUGGGGUUCAGCGUGACGAACGCUUUGAAUCUUUGGUUUGUGGAUGCAAAUUUGCAUAUUUGGUUGGAUGGGAAGAGCAGUAGGACAGAAGGAGGAGUUUUGGAUCUUGUUGCCAAGCCUUUGGUUGAGUCUCUGGUCACUGACUUUGAAGGUUUGAAUGGAAUGUUUUGGACUAGUGCAAGGAGAUCUAUUUUGUCUACGGGUUGGGUCAAAUCCUCCUAUGGGAAUGUUACUACCAGUUUUGUCCAAGAUUUUUUUUACAACAAUUCAAUGGUGAUGGAGAAGGACGGGAAUAAGCAAACUGUGAACCAACUGAUUCUUUUCAAUGACAAUGUUCAUGUUAACCUUCCAUCACCCUUUGUUGAGGACACACACAGAAAUCUUUCCCUAUACUUGGACUCAGAUGAGUUGGAUCAGGAUGAUGAUACUUCUUUAUUCGUUUCAAAUGUUACGUUGGGAUUUGUCGUGGACGAGUCUAGGAGCUCGGCUUUUGGAUUUUGUGAGAGCUCUCUCAAAAAUGUGCAGGAUGGUCAGGGUACUAUGGUCAUCAAAGGGAAUUUGGUUGUUAGGGGAGUGGGUGAAACACAGCAAGAUUACAGUUAUACAAGUGAUGAUGGACAUUGUUAUUCUAGGAAAGUUGGCAGCUCAAAUUACACAAUUCUCUAUGACAAAGUCAGACAUUCAUGUAACAAAAGAAGUCACCCUCAUCUUGGUCCUAAAUCUAUCAAAAAGUUGUAUUUUAUCUAG
Sphenostylis stenocarpa is the source of this 1812-nucleotide messenger RNA. Lineage: Eukaryota; Viridiplantae; Streptophyta; Magnoliopsida; Fabales; Fabaceae. The record is from the annotation of a GenBank genome assembly.